Didymella exigua CBS 183.55 is the source of this 1321-nucleotide messenger RNA. RefSeq names its product NAD(P)-binding protein. The transcript has 2 exons. The record is from RefSeq and is a predicted model, not a curated record. The coding region runs from base 71 to 1048 and encodes 325 amino acids. NCBI's taxonomy places the organism in Eukaryota, Fungi, Ascomycota, Dothideomycetes, Pleosporales, Didymellaceae.
AAAGCUUCGAAGAUGGAACAAACGCUGUUGCGCGACCCAUGUCUCUUUCCCGUCCUACGCUGCCGUAACCAUGUCUCCCGACCCUUUAUCCGGCCCCAAGAAGCGCAUAGUCAUCACCGGCGGCUCGGGCGUCGUCGGCAGCACUGUCAUCGAGAAGCUGCUCAGCUAUGGCCAUGAGAUUCUCAAUGUCGACCAAACGCCGCUGGACAAUCCGAAUGUGCACACGCUCAAGGCGGAUCUGACGGAUGGCGCGCAGGCGUUUAACGCGCUGAGUUGCCAUUUCAAGAUCGGCGAGCCGUUCUUGGAUGAGCUCAGGACGCCCGAUGUGGUGAUCCAUCUUGCUGGCAUCCCGCAGCCAAAUCGCAUCCCAGACAACGAAACCUUCCGGAUCAACACGCUCUCCUCGUACGCGGUCAUAGAAGCCGCGUGCAAACUCGGCAUCAAGAAGAUCAUCCUCGCCUCCAGCAUUACCGUCUACGGCGUCACCUAUGCCGAGGGCCACACGCCCUUUGCGCAUUUCCCCAUCACCGAGACCUCGCCCACGGAGCCCAUGGACGUCUACGCUACGUCCAAGGUGUGCAUGGAGCGCGUCGCGCACGCGUUUGAGAAGCGGUUCCGCGCCCUCGGCAAGCCCGUCGACAUGUACUGUCUGCGCCUCGGCGCCGUGGUCACGCCGCAGCGCCACCAGCAGACCAUGACAGCGUACCUCGAGCGCCCGCGCGACUGGAAUGUGCAUGGAUGGAGCUACAUGGAUGCGCGCGACCUGGGCGGGCUCCUGAAUUGCUGCGUCAAGACCGAUGGGCUGGGGUUCGAGGUGUUCAAUGCCGUGAACGAUGAGAAUACGUUGCCGGAUGGGGACGCGAUGACGAUUGAUUGGCUGCGGAGUUUGUGUCCCGAGAGCGAAAUCUUAGAUGAGGAGGCGUUGAUGGGGAGGGCGGCGCCGAUUAGCAAUGCGAAGGCGAAGCGGUUGCUGGGGUUUAGGGAAGAUUUUCCGUGGCGCGAGGAGAGGCGGAAGUGGGUUGCGCGCGAGAUCAGGGAGGAGCGGUAGUUGGGACUUGCAGCAGCGAAGUGCACACACGAUUCAAUCCGUCCAGAUGUCGCCUGGAGGAUGCGGUGACGUCUUGGAAGCAUUCGGGAGGUCGUUGAACGGGGUAUCUCUGAUUCGAGCAACAAACGCAUGUACAAAACCUACCACCUAAUCCCCUCCCAAUCGAAAUCGCCGUCGAUAUUCCGCCACUUACCCUGCGUAAUCGCUUUCUCCCACCCCAUCAUGACAGCCAGCAAUCUGCACGCCGCACUGCUGACCGUACAGACCAUCGUA